CGCGCAUGCGCCUGAGGCCCGCGCGGUGUCGGGCGGUAACGGCGGCUGCGGACGGAAAGGGGCGGAGACCCCCGGGCCCAGACCCUCCCCACGGACCGAGACCUCCCUCCCGCACCGGGCCUGACCCCCGCCGGGGAGCAGGGGCGCUGGGGUCUCGGUGGAGCCUCCCCGGAGCUGGCGUGGUGCGGUAGCCCCGGGUAACCCUAUGGAGAGGGUCCCGCGGAACGCCAUCGUCUUCAACGCGUCCAAAGGGGAGGCGUUCACCCUCGGCAGCAGCUACAAAUCCUUGCGGAAAAGGCUUCGAGGGAGCUGGAAGAUACAGAGCUUAAAAGAUGAGAUCACACCUGAGAAGCUGUUUGGUGUGAAAUUGUGGAUUACAGCAGGGCCAAGAGAGAAGUUCAGUGCUGCUGAGUUUUCAGUUCUGAAGACAUUCCUGGAGGAUGGUGGAGCCAUCCUGGUGAUGCUCAGAGAAGGUGGAGAGUCCCAAUGUGGCACAAAUAUCAACUUCUUGUUGGAAGAAUAUGGGAUCGUUUUCAAUAAUGAUGCUGUAGUACGAAAUGUGUAUUACAAGUACCACCACCCAAAGGAAGCACUGAUCUCUGAUGGAGUUUUGAAUAGGGGAAUCAGUGAAGCUGCAAGAAGAACACUGCUUGAGACAAUAGAUGAAGAUGGAAGUGGACGUGACUCACAAGCCCUCACUUUUGUGUAUCCAUUUGGUGCCACACUGAAUGUGAUGAAACCAGCUGUGGCUGUUCUGUCAACAGGAUCUGUCUGCUUCCCACUCAACAGGCCUGUUCUUGCUUUCUAUCAGCACGAGGGUCGAGGUGGAAAGAUGGCAGCACUAGGAUCUUCCCACAUGUUCAGUGAUCAAUAUUUAGAUAAAGAAGAAAACAGUAAAAUCAUGGAUGUGCUUUUCCAAUGGCUCACAACAUCAGAUAUCCAUUUAAACCAGAUGGAUAUGGACGACCCUGAGAUCUCAGACUAUACCAUGCUCCCAGAUACAGCUGCACUGUCUGAGCAGCUGCGAGUCUGUCUGCAGGAAGGAGAUGAGAUCCCAAGAGACUUCACAAAGCUGUUUGAUACAUCCCUUUAUCAUCUGGAUACAGCCACCCUCCCUUCAGUUAUCAAAGCUUAUGAACAGCUUAAUGUGAAGCAUGAGCCCCUCCAACUCAUUCAGCCUCAGUUUGAGACUCCACUACCUGUCCUCCAGCCAGCUGUUUUUCCACCUGUUUUCAGAGAAUUGGCUCCUCCCGCUCUGGAGCUUUUUGACUUGGAUGAAACUUUUUCCUCAGAGAAAGCACGUCUUGCAGAGAUUACAAACAAAUGUACUGAUGAUGACCUGGAGUUUUACGUACGGAAAUGUGGUGAUAUCCUAGGAGUAACAAGCAAACUCCCGAAGGAGAAGCAAGAUGCCAAAUACAUUCUGGAGCACAUCUUCUUCCAAGUGGUUGAGUUUAAGAAACUGAAUCAGGAACAUGAUACUGACACGAGUGAAGCUGGACUCCAGAAUGGUAACUGAGACCUGGCUUUCCCCAGUUUGAGAUAGACCUUUCAGCACAGACGUAUUUUUCAAUUUUUUUUUUAAAUUAUUAUCACUUUUUCCAACCUCUGUGUUCAGUGCAUUGAUUGGGACUGUCUCAGUAGUUCACUGAAUGUUUGGCUCAUUUAUGUAUGGUAGUUUGGAUAAUUAAUGCCUUUUGAGGAAGUGAUUGUAUUUUGCAAACACUCUCCAGAUAAUUUCCUAUUUUUCUAUUUCUUUAUUGAAACUGUAAUUUUGUAAUAUAUGGAAAAAAAGUCUUAUACUAAGAAAA
Messenger RNA from Calypte anna (Anna's hummingbird), 1811 nucleotides. RefSeq names its product intraflagellar transport 52 (gene IFT52). NCBI's taxonomy places the organism in Eukaryota, Metazoa, Chordata, Aves, Apodiformes, Trochilidae. Gene Ontology annotation, cellular component: centriole; intraciliary transport particle B; cilium. The transcript has 13 exons. Bases 206 to 1519 code for a protein of 437 amino acids. The record is from RefSeq and is a predicted model, not a curated record. Gene Ontology annotation, biological process: cilium assembly; intraciliary transport.